This is a messenger RNA of Prunus armeniaca (apricot), 243 nucleotides long. Lineage: Eukaryota; Viridiplantae; Streptophyta; Magnoliopsida; Rosales; Rosaceae. The record is from the annotation of a GenBank genome assembly.
AUGGGUCGUCCUUGGUUUUUAAGAGUUUUCAUAGUUUCUUGCCUUCUGGCUCUCUGUUUCUCUCAUGGAUUUGGGAGAAACCUGAUGGGGCCUAUUGAUCUUGAAGAUUUUUCAGUUCUAGUGUCAAAGGAAACGCAUGGAAAACCCAGGAAAAUGAUCACAGUGAUGGAUUAUGCAGAUCCAGAGCCAAAUGUUAACCCCAGAACAGGGUAUAUCUUUACCCCUCCUCCGCAGCCCAACUAA